Lathyrus oleraceus (garden pea) is the source of this 3079-nucleotide messenger RNA. Its product is annotated as receptor-like serine/threonine-protein kinase NCRK. NCBI's taxonomy places the organism in Eukaryota, Viridiplantae, Streptophyta, Magnoliopsida, Fabales, Fabaceae. The coding region runs from base 1322 to 2854 and encodes 510 amino acids. Gene Ontology annotation, molecular function: protein kinase activity; ATP binding. Gene Ontology annotation, biological process: protein phosphorylation. The transcript has 9 exons. The record is from RefSeq and is a predicted model, not a curated record.
AGUUAUGUUCUAUUCUUCUUUAUUUAAGUUUUAUUGACUGGUUUUUAAUCUUUGCAAUAGCGGCUAUUCUGCCAUCUGCUAUACUGCUAUAGCAUUUUAUGGGGUUAGUACUGGCAAAUACUAUACGAGAUUAAACAUAGUUAUCAUUGCACAAUUUACUAUUUUAGCAUCUCCUUUUGUUCCUUUUGGGUCAGUGGACUUUGAGCACAGUAUCCACUGGGUUUGAGACCAGAAAUUCUUCGAAUCGCUCCUCUUGUUUCCCUAUCAUUUUACACACACUUCACUGGAAAGUUCCUCAUAUUUUCAAUUUUUAAUUCUUGCUGCUGCACCUAGAAUCUGAACUUGUCAGCAAGUAUGCAGGGUAUUUUUUGUAAUUGACAAAAAAGCAAAAGAACUCAACCUACUGCUGAUUUGACUUAUCUUGAAGGUGUUAAAGGUCCCUUUUCAGCAAGCCAAGUGUCUGCUUUCAGAAAGUACUUCUGCUAAAACAACUUCGAAUUUCUAGCAUUUGUCGACACUUUCAGUGAAACUCCUCAUUGUCGAGAGUUUACAGAGGGAAACAAAGAUGUGUUCUUUUGGUAGUUGUUAAUUUCAUUCUUCCAUUCCCAUGCUUUGGAUUAUAUGGAAGCUAAUUGUCAACCAGUCCGUAAAGGAAGUUCUUCACUUCUACCAGCUCAUUACCUAUAUUUAUUGUCUAAUGUGACCAACCGUUGAAGAAUUUGAAUUUUUUCUUUGUGCUUUUGGCUGGUUCAUAUAUUGUUUAAAAAAAUGAUGAUUGGAUCGAAGAGAAUUUGAAGGCUUACUCUCCCCUUUAACAGCAUAUGAACCUUCUGAUACUGGUCCAAACAAGUGGGAAUGUAAAUGUUCUUUCCGAGGGAACCGAAGAUACAAUAUUGCAAAUUGUUCCAAGUCAUGUGAUUGCCAUUCAGGUAUACCAGUAAUUAUUUUUUGUGCUGAUAAAUUUGCCACUUCCACGUGAUCGCCAUUUUUAGGUGAAUACUGUGAUCACAUUUUGAAUACUGUUGUGUUUGCUACUUUUUAUUUAUUAAUUAUUUCAUGUACAUGCUGAAGAGAGUGCAUCCAUAUGGACAUGUAUAUGUGAUACAAAUGGGUUUCCUGAAGUGGCAACAGAUAGGCAUAAUCCUAAUUGCUUUAUUGCCUGCAAUUGCAUCUGGGGUAUCUUUCCUUCUUUCCCUUUUUCUUCCAUCUGUAAAGUUCACUAUUUGUCGCUUCCCGAAAACUGGUAUUUUUCAUUCUAAAUAACUUUUUAUUGUGAAGAAGUUAAUUUUUAGAUUUUGAGUGUCCUGCAGGAACUGCUAAGAUGUCAUUAGGUUCAAAGACACGCAUUUCAAGCAAAAUUGUAAUAAUCAUUUUAGUAAUGUCUAUUACAUGCACAACUGUUGCAUUUCUUGCCUUAUUUGUAUGUUAUGUUCGUCGAAGGAAGAGGCAUCAUCCUAUUCAAUCACCAAUGAACUCAUCAUCAGAUAAGGAAACAGGUUAUAUUAAUACUAGCAACUUCAUUAGUCGGAAAACUUCUUUUGUGCCAGAAACAAAAGGCGUUAUGAAUUCUCCUAUUAGUCAUAUUACAAAAUGCUUUCAAAAAGCAUCUAUUUUGCUUGGGAGUCAAAGAGAAACAUUUCAUGGAAAUAUUAUUCAAUUCUCAUUUGCUGAACUGGAAAAUGCCACUGAAAACUUUUCAGCUUCGAAUAUUAUUGGAUUAGGUGGAAGUAGUUAUGUAUACCAUGGUCGACUGAAAAAUGGCAGUAAUGUGGCAGUCAAGCGACUUAAAGUUCAAGUAGGACCUGAAGCAGACACCGAGUUUUUCACAGAGAUUGAACUAUUGUCUAGACUUCAUCAUUGUCAUCUGGUGCCAUUGAUUGGAUACUGCUCAGAGUUAAAAGGAAAAAAUGUUCAGAGAUUACUAGUGUUUGACUACAUGAGUAACGGAAAUUUGAGGGACCGUUUAGAUGGAAAUUUCGGAAAAAAUAUGGAUUGGUCUACUCGUGUUACAAUUGCAUUAGGGGCUGCAAGGGGCUUGGAGUAUCUUCAUGAGGCAGCUGCUCCAAGAAUUCUUCACAGAGAUGUCAAAUCAACAAACAUUCUUCUUGAUAAAAAUUUGCAAGCAAAAAUAACUGAUCUCGGUCUGGCUAAAGACUUGAGAUCUGAUGACCUCCGUAGUUGUUCGGAUUCUUCAGAAAGAAUGAAAGGGACAUUUGGCUAUUUUGCACCUGAGUAUGCAAUUGUUGGGAGAGCCUCUAUUGAGUCUGAUGUCUUCAGUUUUGGCGUAGUUCUUCUUGAGCUUAUCACUGGUCGCCAACCAAUCCUUAGAUCUGCAGGCAAAGAAGAAAGCCUUGUCGUAUGGGCUACUCCUCGCUUACGGGAUAGUAGGCGAGUAAUGACAGAGUUGGCCGAUCCACAAUUGAAAGGAAACUUCCCAGAAGAUGAAGUGCAUAUAAUGGCAAACCUAGCAAAGGAAUGCUUACUGUUGGAUCCUGAUAAAAGACCAACUAUGAGUGAAGUUGUUCUAAUUCUAUCAAGUAUUACCCGAACCAGAUCUAGAAGAAGAAGAUACAUUCAAUUGUGUCUUUUUCAGGAACCAGAGGAUGCAGAGAAGCCAAGACAAGCUUCAUGGAGAAGAUUUCCACCUCAUAAUUCAAUGCCACGUGGUACUGACUACAAUCUUCGUGUUGAAAACGAAGAUAAAAAUGUAGAUACAAUUUCAACCGAGUAUAUGAAGAGUUUGAUCCUCUCGACUUCAAAAGGUGAGAGUUGGCACGCAUCAGAAGAAGACAUGGUAGACCUAUCAGAGCCUCGGUUAGAGUCAUUUUGCAUGACAAACAUCAAUUUCCCUUGAUAACAUACAUACACCUUUCAUUAUGCAUCAGUACUACUACAAGCCACGUUACUAUACUGAUUUUUAUAGUGUUACUGUUUUAGAUAAACAGGUUGUUUGUUCUACUUGUACAGAAAAAAAAAAACAUACAUGAUUCCGGCUCUAGUUUAUUUGGAAAAGAAUCGGAUGCGAUACAUGUAAAAAAGCAUUGUAAAUUUGCAAAUAUAUUUACAGAUAGAUACAUCA